Messenger RNA from Helobdella robusta, 1126 nucleotides. RefSeq lists its product as hypothetical. The record is from RefSeq and is a predicted model, not a curated record. Lineage: Eukaryota; Metazoa; Annelida; Clitellata; Rhynchobdellida; Glossiphoniidae. The coding region runs from base 296 to 835 and encodes 179 amino acids. Gene Ontology annotation, molecular function: GTP binding; GDP binding; GTPase activity. The transcript is spliced from 4 exons. Gene Ontology annotation, cellular component: plasma membrane. Gene Ontology annotation, biological process: negative regulation of cell migration; Rap protein signal transduction.
AUUUUUGUUAAUUCCGAUAUUGAUUAUUAUCUUAUUUGUCGUCAAAUUUCUUUUGAAAAGUUUUUAAAAUCAGGUUCGGCGAUGUAAGUUACUUUGUUGAUUUGUUGAUUUCCAGAAAUUUUGUAGAAAAAUAAAUAUACCUAAAAUUAAGAUCUGCAUUAAAUUAAAUUAAUAAAAAGAAUUUUAAAAAUAGAAAUUUUAAUAUGGUUCAUUAAACGCCAUCCACAUUUCCAAUCAGAAAAGAAAUACUUUUAAGUUGUAAUUAAUUUCUAAAAAAACCAGCUUGAUGCAUAAAAUGAGAGAGUAUAAAGUUGUGGUCCUGGGCAGUGGAGGUGUGGGAAAAAGUGCUCUUACUGUGAAGUUUGUUUCUGGAAAAUUUGUGGAAAAGUACGAUCCAACUAUCGAAGAUUUUUAUAGAAAAGAAAUCGAAGUUGAUGGGGCUCCAUCUGUUCUUGAAAUUCUUGACACUGCAGGCACUGAACAAUUUGCAUCAAUGAGAGACUUAUAUAUUAAAAAUGGCCAAGGUUUUGUUGUGGUGUACAGCAUAACCAGUCUGCAAACAUUCCAGGACAUCAAAACGAUGAGGGAACAAAUUCUUAGGGUAAAGGGCAGAGACAAGGUCCCAAUAUUAUUGGUUGGCAACAAAUGCGACUUGUCACCUCAACGAGAAGUCCAAUCGAUGGAGGGGUCGGCACUCGCUCAACUCUGGAACUGCCCAUUCAUCGAGGCAUCAGCAAAAAGCACACGAAACGUCGACGAGGUCUUCAUCGAAAUUGUCAGGGAAAUAAAUUGCUUCCUUGUUUCGAAGGAAUCUUCCAAGUGCACCCUUUUUUGAUUGCACUGCACCAUCAGACUCAGGUCACCUCGAGAUUGUUCACUGACUAAAUGUUUAGUGUAUGCACAUUUUUAAUGAUGGAACUGUGUAGAAGUUUGUCCUGCUUCAUUGAAUUGUAGGUAGAUGGUGUUUGAAAAAGUUCUACAUGCCAAUAACUUUUUUAUAAACUGUAUGUACAGUAAUUGAAUGAAUUCUAUUAAAAGGUGGCGAUAUUUAAGACUUAUAAGAAAGACACAUUUGAUCAUUCUUACCUGAUUUUUCUACCCUCAUCAUUCUAAUGUGAUGAAUGUG